Messenger RNA from Parnassius apollo (apollo), 285 nucleotides. Lineage: Eukaryota; Metazoa; Arthropoda; Insecta; Lepidoptera; Papilionidae. The record is from the annotation of a GenBank genome assembly.
AUGUUAUGUUUAAAAUGUGGCUGCCGAAAACAUGGUUUAAAAUGCACAAAUUUAUGCUCAAAUUGUCAUAGUUCUGAACAAUGCAUCAAUGUGCAGAAAAAAAUCUACGAGGAAGUUAAUGAUUCAGAUGAAAUUGCGGAUGAAGAACCAAUGCAGACCGAAAAUAAUGUGGGAGACGAAGACAAUGAUGGUCUUGAAGAUGUCCAAGAUCUAGAAUCCGAAAGGCCUGUCGAAUUUAACGAUCAAGAAAUACCAUCAAAAAGACAGAAACUGAUGAAUAAGUGA